Messenger RNA from Fusarium keratoplasticum, 1917 nucleotides. RefSeq lists its product as uncharacterized. The record is from RefSeq and is a predicted model, not a curated record. Lineage: Eukaryota; Fungi; Ascomycota; Sordariomycetes; Hypocreales; Nectriaceae. The transcript has 4 exons. The coding region runs from base 1 to 1917 and encodes 638 amino acids.
AUGGCGCUUGAUGCCUGCUCAGGCCAUGCCGCCGAGAAAAUGACGCUCCUGGACCGCCCUGGCCGCCGACCAACAGUCCCAAUUUCUCCCAUUUCCCCGGGUCUCACCCAGGAUCCGAAUCCCCAACAGAAAAGCGAGAUAACACCAGUUCCGCCAAGUCCAUCACCACCAUCCGACGCAUCCGAUUCUCACGUUGAAGACACGAUUGUCUGCGCUCCUGUAGGAGAUGGAAAUGCCGCGGUUAAACAUUUCAUCGUGCAGGUUCCAUCUUCUGAUGGACUGUGGUAUAUUCUGCACUGUGAGGAGCAUCAGAAAGCUUUUCAACAUCCUGCGUUAAGAGGUGCAGCAGCGCACCUCAAAGGCAGCAAACAUGGGUUGCCAUGGUACCCGACAAGCCUGGAGGUCGUCAAGCAUUUCGGUGUGGAGGUUGUGGACUGCGAUGCCGAGUUGGCCGAGAAGAACAAUACGGUUGCUCUAGCCGUCAGCCAGGCCAGCAAGAAGCCUUCUUCCGAACGCAAGGUGGAUAAACCCAGCCCGAAGAAACGACAAUAUGAAUCCAACGAAUCCGAGGUCAAAGAAAAGGAAGUCUCCAGGCGGAGUCCGAAGCAACGGAGGAUUAGCGGAAUCAUCAGGCCGACUCCUGGCCGUAUUUACCUGGCAUACUGGGAAAUGACAAAAGACUGGCUUCCCGCCCUGGUCCUCCCUCACAUAGGCCUCGAAGCGUUCGGAAUCCCAAGCACCCUUGAGAAGCUCGGCUUGAUGAAUCAAACGCCAGACUGCUUGAGAUGUGAAUCCGAUACUCAAAAUCUCAAGUGGCGGGAAGGUUACGAAUAUGACGGGCCUCGUGCAAUGGAUCGAGAGUUUCCCGUCCUGUUUUUCGAUAGACGCGACUUUCCCGAGCAAGCCUCUGCUGGUUGGGUCAAGGCGAGUGACUUGCAAGAGUUGAGCGUUUUUAAAACUUCUUCACGGCUUGUGCCGAAUUUGAAGUUUGCGAAAAAGUACCUUCGGAAGAGGUUACAGCAAGAGACGGAGUUUGCGGAUGAGGACUAUGAGGAUUCAUGGGCUUCUUCGGAAGAAAGCGACUCUGAGAACCCUCCUCUAUGCGUAACAGACGACAGCCCACCCAAACCCACUUUCACAUCUGUUCGCUUAGAGGCAGAACAGGCUGUGACUGAUGUUCCUAAAAACACCGCCGUGGAAGAGAAAGCACCAUUAUCCGCAAAUGAUGGACCAGAAGCUACACUUCCAGCUUCUAUGCCACUGACCCCCGGCGAAAGCCGCCCUGGGACUUCUUCAAAGCUCCAGGUUGAGGCAACCUCAAUAAACCCCGUCAGCCGGCCCAUCGCGGAAGACAUUACAAUAAUUUCCAUAUCCAGCUCCGAAGACGAAAUAGAUGAUCAAGAUCAACCCGCCAAGUCGAGUCGACCACCAACUGCAGACAAUAGAAUGGCGGUAGACCCCAGGCAUUCUGUUGUCACUGAGAUGAAGGAUGCCAGACCCAACACCUCCAUUGCCCCAAGGCAAAGCGCCUCCUUACAACACAGAAUAGCACCAAACAUUCCUAUCACCGGCUAUACGACGCAGGGUGUCGGCCUGGCAUCACCUUCAAGAAAUGAGCGGCAACAUCUUCGAGUCCAAAUACCUACUCCUAUCCAUGUCCAUCAUAUUCAACACACAUUACCCAACCACGCAACAAUAGACCUUCGAAACUUGAUGACGAGGUCUACUUAUAUGGGAUUUCCCGGACCACUUCCGGGCAUCCGGCUUCCACCACCACCGAUUGCCUCCAUCCCGGGAUCUACAGGAUCAUUCGAAUCCACCCAUCAGUCCUUCUCAACCUGGAAUAUCUCAUAUAUCGCCCAGACCCCCGAUCCCGGCGGAAACUCGACCACCAGCAACCCGGCCACUUCAACCUAA